Messenger RNA from Tachyglossus aculeatus (Australian echidna), 2714 nucleotides. RefSeq names its product ceramide synthase 1 (gene CERS1). The coding region runs from base 61 to 1116 and encodes 351 amino acids. Gene Ontology annotation, cellular component: membrane. NCBI's taxonomy places the organism in Eukaryota, Metazoa, Chordata, Mammalia, Monotremata, Tachyglossidae. Gene Ontology annotation, biological process: ceramide biosynthetic process. The record is from RefSeq and is a predicted model, not a curated record. The transcript has 8 exons. Gene Ontology annotation, molecular function: sphingosine N-acyltransferase activity.
GGGACCGGCCCCCUCCAUGCCCGGCUGAAGGCGGAGAGGAGGAGGAGGAGCAGCGGCGGGAUGGCGGGGCGGCCGGAGCCCAUGCCGGGCUACGCGCAGCUGGUGCGGCUGAGCUACCGGAGCCUGGUGGAGGCUGUGCGGGGCUGCGCGGACUGCGGCUGGGAGCGGGCCCGCCGGACCUGGGCCGAACAGGCAAACCUGGCCGGGCCCGAGCUGCUGCUCUUCGCGCUCGCCGUGCUGGGCUGGACCGCGCUGCGCCGGGCCGCCUCCGCCUGCCUCUUUCGGCCCCUAGCUCAGUGGUGCCAGCUGCAGCCCAAGGAUGCUGCCAAAAUGCCCGAGAGCGCUUGGAAGUUUCUCUUCUACUCGACCGCCUGGUGCUACAGCGCCUACCUGCUCUUCGGCACCGACUACCCUUUCUUCCAUGACCCGCCGUCUGUCUUCUACGACUGGAAGACAGGCAUGGCAGUGCCCAGGGACAUCGCAGUGGCCUACCUACUGCAGGGCAGUUUCUACGGGCACUCGAUCUAUGCCACGCUCUACAUGGACUCCUGGCGCAAGGACUCGGUGGUGAUGCUGGUCCACCACGUGGUCACCCUUGUUCUCAUCGUCUUCUCCUAUGCCUUCCGGUACCACAAUGUGGGCAUCCUGGUACUCUUCCUCCAUGACAUCAACGACGUCCAGCUGGAGUUCACCAAGCUCAACGUCUACUUCAAGCUCCGAGGUGGCGUCUACCACCGGCUCAAUGACCUCAUCUCUGACCUCGGCUGCCUCAGCUUUAGCUUCAGCUGGUUCUGGUUUCGCUUGUAUUGGUUUCCACUCAAAGUCCUCUAUGCCACCUGCUACUCCAGCCUGCGCUCCGUCCCCAACAUCCCCUUCUACUUCUUCUUCAACACCCUGCUGCUUGCCCUCACUCUGAUGAAUAUCUACUGGUUCCUGUACAUUGUCGUGUUCGUGGCCAAGGUGUUGACGGGGCAGGUGCAGGAGGUCAAUGACGUACGAGAGUACGACGUGGAUGAGAGCCCCCCAGCCCUGUCCCUCAGGAAAGAGGGCAGGCUCAAGACCUGGAAAGAAGAGAAACCUCUGAGGAACGGGCUGCUGAAGGAGAAGCACUUCUGAGGGGCUCUGACUCCGUUCCCCCUCCCCACCAGGUCCCCAGGCUCCGCUGGAUCCCUUCCGCCAGGACACCUGGCUGGAGCUGGGGACUGGGGGAGUCGAUACCGUCCUCAGCAUUUCCCACUCCCGGCCCCGGACUGUGCCCUCCCAGUUCUCCUCAGUCCCCACUGCCCACCCCUUCUUCCAGGCCCCCUUCCCUCCCCAGCCCCACUGGACGGGACAGCUUUUCUGGCUUCUGGGGCAGGAUUCCCCUGAGCCCCAUCUGCCUUCGGGGCUCUGAGGCCCAGAUUGGGGAUGCAAGAGGAGCCAGAGAAGACCCUGGCUUUUCCUGUGGGAAAGGGGACUGACACUUUGGCUGCCCCCACUUCCCUUCCCCCGGUAGCCAGAGCUAUGGCCAAAUCAAGAGGGCACCCCGUGGGAGGGGCCUGAGUGGGGGCGGGGGAGGGAAGCGACCUGGGAUGGGUCCCCAAAAUAACCAGCUCAGAGCAGGGGGCUGGCUCCCCUCACUCUAUGAGCCCGGCCCAGCUGAGAGGCAGAGAGAGGGGAGUGAAGAUCUUCCCACGGAUCCCGCCCACACGUGUCCCACAUUCCUGUCCCCAUCCUCACCCUUUCUGUAACAGAGCUGGGGACAAACCCAAGAACCUCUAUCACCACCGACCCCCCCAACUCCUCCCCAACACCACACAAACACAGCUGGACCAGAGUGGGUGGGGAAGGAGCCUGGGAUUGAAGACCAUCUCCAGACUGGGGCAAACAGACCUUCGUUGCCGCCUUCUCGUGACACUGGGUAGCAGCCCCGUCCCCUCCCCCUGCUGCCCCAGCAGAGCGGGCCCCGCCAUGGAGAGAGCAUCAGCUGAAGCCCUGACCCAGGGAGCUGCUGGGUGUGCCCAGCCUCAUCACCUGGCACUGUGGUAACCUUGGUGGCGGGUACGGGCUGAGGGGGAGGAAGUGGAGACAAAUCCUCAAAUACAAUUGCCCCCAGAUUCUCAGACAAAUAGGCUGGGCCGGCAGACUGAGAUAGCCUGGGACACUGUCCUCUGCCACCAUCUAAAGCUGAAUAUAAACUGGGUUCCUGGAAGGCUGGGGUCUGGGACCGAGCGAAAGAGUCCCCGCUCCACCCUAAUACUAGGUGGCUUCCUGGGGAGGGGGCGAGAAACGGGCUUUUGGGAAGCAGGGGAAGGCCCCCCCCCCCCCCCCCGGGGUUAGAAGGAGAGAGGCCUGCUGGCCUCAGAGUCGGGGUCCCUGCCGCAGCCCCAGGCCCGUGGACCCCCAAGGCACCGGCUAAGCCCCGGCUGACUGGUAACCGGCCCCCAUGGGCCCUGUGUCUCCCUUUCCCCCCAGGUGGCUCGGUUCAGUUCGAGGAGCCGGCCCUGGCCUCCCUGUGCGUGGAGAAGCCCCUCUUCUUCAAUCUGUCGACCCUGGCCCCCCAGGAGCAGCCGACCCUGGUCCGGCUGGAGCUGGCCGGCGCCCGGGGACCCCCAGGGCCAGGCUGGGAGUUCAGCCUGUCCCUAGCCCUGGAGUCCCAGCUGUGGGGCCGGCAGGCCCACUGGCACCACCGCCAGCUCCUCCUGAAGCAGCCCCUGCCCCCGGGCCAGGACACC